This is a messenger RNA of Phytophthora sojae, 534 nucleotides long. RefSeq lists its product as hypothetical. The transcript has 4 exons. The record is from RefSeq and is a predicted model, not a curated record. Lineage: Eukaryota; Oomycota; Peronosporomycetes; Peronosporales; Peronosporaceae. Bases 1 to 534 code for a protein of 177 amino acids.
AUGGAGAAGCUGGAUGAGCACGGCGACUGGCUCAAAGCCGACGACGCCGAGUUUCUCCAGCUCAGAGAUGGAAAAGGAGAGGUCCCAGCGCGGAUCGAGGCCGUGAAAAACAGGGGAAUGCGCCCUGACGCACUCUUGAGCACCUUCGCCUUCCCGAAGGGUGGAGAUGGCCACAUUGACUUACUCUUCGACUUCCCUGGACUCACCAAGCGAAGACGGCUGUAUCGAGAAUACCAGCGCAAGGCACGAUGGGCCACGUACAGCAAAUGGAUUUUCAGCAUUUGCGCGGCAUUGAUGUGUGUCGCGCUUUUUCUCUCCACUCCAUUCGUCUCGGCGGGAAUGGCUACGGCUUCCACGAUAUACUUUACGAAUGCCCUCAGACGUCUCGCUGAUGCUGAACGGGACUAUUUGCUCGGGCUGGGGGACGUGGUACGAGACGCUGAUGACGAGAAGAAGGCUCCUGUCGCCACAGUCGAGGCCGACGACAACGACGACGACGAUGACUUCCCGGACAUUGUUGUGGAUAAUGACUAG